This is a messenger RNA of Aphanomyces invadans, 1213 nucleotides long. RefSeq lists its product as hypothetical. The record is from RefSeq and is a predicted model, not a curated record. The coding region runs from base 212 to 1213 and encodes 333 amino acids. Lineage: Eukaryota; Oomycota; Saprolegniomycetes; Saprolegniales; Verrucalvaceae. The transcript has a single exon.
CAUCGACUGAAGCAUACAAGUUUCAAGUAUAAAAUCCUCCACCCAAACUCCUCGUGACCUGCCAGUGUGUGUGUCGUGGUUGCAACUAUCUUGAGGUUUGUAUAGUUGCUUGACCUGGAUCCAAACCUGUCCAUUUCGAAAUGACGAUUUGACAAUUGUGCGUUGGUUGGGCAACUGGCCACAUCUCGUAGUCAUUUUUGGAUUUGCCGUCAUGCGCGUAGUCGCCCCCCUUCUCGUUGCUCUCGCCUCGGUGGCGCUCUCCCAACAAGCUUUCGACUCGCCAGCCAUGCGCGUGCUGUCGGCCUCGAGCAAGCACGACGAUGUGAGCGACGUGGCGUACGACGUGGACGACGACGAGCAAGCCGACAUUGAUUUCAGCGCAGGCAACGGCGGGGAUGUCGACUUUAGCGUGAACGCCAAGGGAAGCAGCCCUCGCACCGCAGACCAAGAGACUUCUCCACGUCGGGGUGCUGGCGGAAAACGCAAGGGAGGUGGCGCCAAGCCUCGAAGCGGGCCCGGUGGCAAGCAUCGCAAGGGUGGUGGUCCAUCCCGUGUUGCCAAGCGUCAGUCGUUCAAGAAAGUUCGACCUGCCACGGUUGGCGGAGUGGAUGCCAUCGGUACUGCGACCGACUUGCCUCGUCGUAAGAUGGGCAAAGUUGGUCCCACUGGAGGCAGCGGGGGCAAGCCUCGUCGUGCAUCUGGGGGAAGAGCCUCGUCUGGUGGUCAUGCUGGGGGCAAGGCCGGUUGGGCUUCCCACCCUGCGGGUAGCAAAGGCGGCGCGGGGAAGCCUCGCCGCGCAGCUGGUGGGAGGGCAAGUGGACCCGCCCAGCCAGUCUCUACGGGUGGCGCUAUCAAGCCACGCCGUGCAUCGGGAGGUAAAGCUGGACUCCACGCUGCCAAAGCAAGAAUGGGUGCGGAGCAAGCCAUGAACCCUCGCCGGGGAGCUGGGCGUUCCAAGCCAGCCAAAGUCAACGCUCGUCAUGCUAGCCCCGAAGAAACGACGGAGGGGUUGCCGGUCGAGUCGUCCGACGAAGUUGCUGAAGACGAGACGGUGGAAGCUGACGCGACCAAGGACGAUGAUGACGACGACGAUGACGAUGAUGAUGACGACGAUGAUGACGAUGACGACGAUGACGACGAUGACGAUGACGAUGAUGACGAUGACGACGAUGACGAUGACUUUGCUGGCGAGGCCGAUUUCCACGGCGAGUAA